Molecule: messenger RNA, 2210 nt
Organism: Ixodes scapularis (black-legged tick)
Lineage: Eukaryota; Metazoa; Arthropoda; Arachnida; Ixodida; Ixodidae
Product: ornithine decarboxylase
Exons: 8
Coding region: 679-2010 (443 amino acids)
Cellular component (GO): cytoplasm
Molecular function (GO): ornithine decarboxylase activity
Source: RefSeq, a predicted model, not a curated record
UUACUUUCGGGCGCGACAUCGUGCGAGUGGACAUGCAGGCGUCGUCUGGACGUUAACCCCCGUUGUUCCCCGCGAGUGCGCAGCAAAAGACCGGAGCAGUCCGGAUCGACGGCAGGGAUCCCUAGACACCGGAGGUGCAUGGUCCGCGGUACGCGACCCUGGCCCAUCAUCACUCGGGACGCGGCGGAAGCUCCGAGUAGUCGAAGACCACAAACUUGCAACCGCGCUCUGCAAGGCAGGCUUAUCAACGGGGCGCGUGGCGGUCGACGCCGAAAGUGAACCUUGUCUGGCUGACGGACACGUGGACAGCCGGGUCCCAUGAUCGAUAAGGGUUCCCGUGUAGCCCUCCGGGUCCAAGGCUUUCCCCCCGCGUCCGUUUCCCGCCACGUAUAAGAAGCGUUUCGCGGAGUUCCCCAAACAAACCGCCGACGUCAUUCCCAACGCAGCAGCCAGCCAGCUGUUGCCAUUCGUUCCCAGAGAACCCCCACCCGCUUCGAAAAUUCGACCUCAAGAGCAACGUGGAGGUCUGACCUUCACCGCUCGGGCGAACGUCGUCCGCAUUGCGAAGAUCCCUGUCUGCGGGAGCGGACCACCUUGGGCAGAGAGCUGAGACCGGCUAGGCGUUAGCCAGCGUCAAUCCCCGAACUGUUUGAACCUUGGUAAGCGCCAAUCCCAGCCAUGAAAAGCUACCCGACCUGUGACGUGGUGAACCCGAUGGGCGCCAUCGGCAUGGUGGACUCCAUCACCUCGGACCCGGACAAUGACCAACCCUUCUUUGUCGUCGACGUGGCCGACAUAGUGUACAAGAUCAAGCUCUGGAAGCUGAAGAUCCCACGCGUGGAGCCGUUCUACGCGGUCAAGUGCAACAGCGACGCUGCAGUCCUGGAGCUGAUGGCCGGACUCGGCCUGGGCUUCGACUGUGCCAGCAAGGCAGAGAUCGAUGUGGUGCGAUCUCUGGGUGUGAGCCCUUCACGCAUUAUCUACGCCAACCCCUGCAAGACCAAGUCCUUCAUCAAGCACGCUGCUGCGCAGGGUGUCGACCUCAUGACCUUUGACAAUGAGCAGGAACUCUACAAGGUCAAGGAGUUGUUCCCUUUGGCUCGCCUGGUGAUCCGCAUCCGCGUGGACGACUCUGGCUCCGUCUGCCAGCUGGGCCUGAAGUUCGGCUGCGAGGUGUCUGACGCUCAGCACCUCCUCACCAUCGCAAAGUCUCUCGGCCUCUCCGUCGUGGGUGUCAGCUUCCACGUGGGCAGCAACAGCCGCGAGCCGAUGUCCUUUGCUCGCGCCAUCGAGAGUGCUCGGCUCGUCUUCGACCAGGGCCUGGCCAUGGGCUUCCCCAUGGAGUUGCUGGACAUCGGGGGAGGCUACCCCGGCGACCGCGGCUUCCAGAAGCUCUUCGACAAGAUCGCCCAGACCAUCAACGGCAGCUUGGCCCUGCACUUCCCGGAGGAGACCGGUGUGCGGGUCAUCUCCGAGCCGGGCCGCUUCUUUGUGGCCUCGGCCUUCACGCUGUACACGACUGUGAUCGCCAAGCGGGAGGUGCUGCUGCCGGGCAGCGCCCUGCCCCGAGCCAUGUACUAUCUGAACGACGGCGUGUACGGGUCCUUCAACUGCACGGUGUUCGACCACGCGGAGCCCGUGCCCUUCGCCCUGCGUGGAGGAGGGCCCUUGCGGCCCUGCUCCCUCUGGGGCCCCACCUGCGACUCCAUGGACCAGAUCCUGGAGGAGGCCCUCCUGCCAGACCUCGGGGUCGGGGACUGGGUGGUCUUCGAGAACAUGGGGGCCUACACCCUCUGCGCCUCGUCCAACUUCAACGGCUUCCAGGUGCCCGAGGUCAAGUACGCCCUCACCUACGCCUCCAUCGCGUACCUGCGGGAGUUCCCUUUCUGGGAGCACCUCUCGCGCCUCUUCGAAGACCAGCAGGAGGCCGGGCUGCCAGUGCUGCCCCACUCGCCACUGUUCCUUGCUCGCCAGGAAACCUGCGUCGCUCCGCAGGAGGCCUGCGCCUGAGCACGUUUACCAAGGUUUGAACGAUUCGUGGGAUCUGACCGUACGGCUAGCCGGGAUCCCACAAUGCACCACCAUCACCACGAGGGAGACGCUUCGCCCAGAAGCGGCGCCUUUUUGUACGCUUCGACCAGGAAACAAUAAAGCAGUGUCUCGCCAGUGCUGUCGCAGUUCGCGGCGGGCACGCGGAGGUUGACAACGGC